AUGCAGGCAAACAAGACAACCAAAAUCGACGAAUUCGUCAAGAACCAAAUUUCUCUUUACGCCACUACGAAGUACCCAAGACCUUCUCUUUCGCAAACAGCUUCCUGGGCUUCGAAAGAAUUCCGGGUCAAGCUUUCAAACGCUGAUGUCCUGAAAAUAGUCAAAAAACACAAGGCAGCAUUGAACUCUCCAAGAAUCAUCAACAGGAAGAAUGCGUCCCCUCACCUCAUCGCUUUCCACAAAGACCUCGAAAAGCGCUCUGCCACGAUGCUCGACAAGGAAGAUGUCAUCGGCCUUGCAGAGCGCCUUCGGCAUUCGAGAAAGUACAGAAACAUCAGAGUCGUGCAAAUGCUCGAGUUUACGCGACAAUGGUGGAGGGACUUCCAAGCAGAGGCAAACGUCGGUCGACCAGAAUUCUCGAUCAAGAAGAAAGAGAUCAUCCCGCCUUCAAGAGAAGAUAUGAUCAAGAAGAUCUUCGAAGAGCUUGCUCGGGAUCCCUUCAAAUAUCUUCGAUGCUGA
Molecule: messenger RNA, 519 nt
Organism: Oikopleura dioica
Lineage: Eukaryota; Metazoa; Chordata; Appendicularia; Copelata; Oikopleuridae
Source: the annotation of a GenBank genome assembly